Molecule: messenger RNA, 5082 nt
Organism: Scophthalmus maximus (turbot)
Lineage: Eukaryota; Metazoa; Chordata; Actinopteri; Pleuronectiformes; Scophthalmidae
Gene: mtus1a
Product: microtubule associated tumor suppressor 1a
Exons: 15
Coding region: 265-4080 (1271 amino acids)
Cellular component (GO): nucleus; cytoplasm
Molecular function (GO): microtubule binding
Source: RefSeq, a predicted model, not a curated record
CAGGUGAAAGUGUUUGUUCAUUAGGGCCUCGACAGCGGGGGCGCGCUCGCUCGCUCCCGCCGGUGCUGCUCGCUCCCGCGGCAGGUGAAGUGUCACCGGCGUUUUACGAAGUUUAUACCCCUGAGGUACAGUAUGUCUCAAAGCUUUGGCAGGCGAUACUCAUGCCUGAUCAUCAAAUCGAAGGACUGACUUUGCUGCUCACCGAAUGAGAGGUUAUUUAGAAUGACAGAAGUUGACAAACUCCUGCCAGAACUCUAAACUGAAAUGUCUAAUGAGAUAUUAAUCAUGUCCUCUGACCUAGUUGAGAGCACAGUUCCUGUGCCCCAUAGAGGCCUGCAGUUGGUCCUCUCCCCUGAGAGUCAUUACAGCAACUCAUCCACAUCCCCUUCACCUGACUCCGACAGUAGUUUUUCCAACGUGAGUGACAGAGGUGCCAGCAGCUCCCCUGACAUCAACAUGCUGGAGUGCUGCCUCAGUCAAGGAUCCUUUGUGGACAACCCCUACAACAGCACCUUGCCACAGGGUCAUGUGUUCUGUGGUGUAGGCACAAACCUGAACCAAACUUUUAUCGCCACACCUGUUUAUAGCAGCGUGAAUUUCUGGAAUAAAAACCUGAGUCCAAUGAGCAUCCAAGAGAUGGGAUCAGAGAAGUACAAGACUUUUAAUAAGAACACAGGGGAUGGCAGCAACACUGCAGGGACGUCUCCAGACUCUGCUGGAAGGGGAAGCCACCUGAGUUCACGUGAGACCUCCCGUCGAGGAUCCACUGAGAAUGACUGGUUCUCCCUGAGUUCUGGUGAAAUGGUGAUAAGGAGCAACAGUUUUUGUCUGGCAGACCAAUCUCUACCAGUUGUCUCUUCCCUGGAGGAUUCCUCAGUCUCUCCAGCUGCUUGCCAUCUAGCACUGCCUGCUGAAUCUGACCUACUGCCACCCACUCUGCCAGAUGUCUGUGAAAAAUCUAUAGAAUUAGCCAUGGACGAAAACAUAGGCCAUCCACGUCUGGGCAUGACCUUCACCGAGGCAGACAACUGGGAGAUCCCCGCUGAGGAAAAUGAUUUGGCAACAUACAACUCUCUUUUAGCUCUACCAAGUGAGAAUGAAGGAGUUCUUCUGCAGACCUUUCUCUGUGAACCAUCUUCUGCAGAUAGUGAAAAAGAGGCUCAUGUUGGUAGUGUUGAAGCAGAGCUGUUGGCCCAUUUUCCUGGAGUAAUUACACCAGAACAAGGCAAGACCUUUCUAUCCACUCUGUCAGCUAUGCAAGAAACUGAGAAGGACAUUCAUACUUCUACUCCAGUACAAAACAUUGGGAACAAGAUACCCAGCCUUCCCUCCUUUUCAGAGUCUCCCUGCAGUCCAGGACUCCUACCUGUUAAACAGCAGCCAGACUCGGUGACUCCUAAACAACGACUGGUUGCAGGACUGCUGCCUUCAGCUAUGAAAGUUAAGAAAAUGGAAAUAAAAAGGUUUUCUAAGUCAGACUUGAGUAAUAUAAAAUCUAAAGUGCUGACAAGAACUACGCAUCAGAAGGUAGUGACAGGCCCUGCUUCACAAGACAAACCAUCACAGGUUCAUGUGACAAAUAAACAGACUGAUGCACAUAGAGUGGCGACUAUCCAGAUUAGUCUUGCCAAGAUGAGGAGCAGCACUGCAGUUGUCUUUACCACUACUCAAAUGGUUAGUGAUCCUCAGAAACGAGCAAAUACAGGAGCUGCCAACUUGGGCAUGACAAUGAUACAGUCAUGUGGGCAAAGUGCUGUAGAUGGACAGGGCAAAAGUAGAGCAUCCCCACCUGACCCCCACACAGCUGCAGCAGACGCCUCACCACAGCAUGCUGGCAACCAAACCUUCUGCAUCCCAUCUCUCGAAAAAUCACUCGAUGGAAGUAGUCAAACAGAUCCCAAACCAGCUCCUAAAAAGGGCAUGUCAAACAAAAUUGAGGUCAGGUCAGGCUGGGCUUCAGGUCAGGACAAGCCUCUUGUCCGUAAGACGCGGCCUCGCUGCUCAUCGGAGAGUUCAAUGUCGUUAACUAGGCCACCCAAAGAGAAGAGAACAACUUUAAGGUUCUCAACUAGCUUUACCAUUCCCAAAUCUGGCAACCACUUAAGCCAGACCAAACCAGGGAUACUGACCGGCUCCCAGAAUGAACGGGACGUACAAGCGAAGGCCACAAAGAUGCCUGCUGAAAACUCGGCUAGAGCAGUGAAGAGGAUCAGCCUGGUGGAAGAGUCUAGUACAUCAACAGCACCGGGAUCCUCAUUGGAUGAGAGUAAGAGCAGAUUUCGACUAAGGCCCUCUCCUAGACAAACAAGAGCAGCACCACCAGCUAUCAGUCCCAGAGCAGCAACUCUGUCAACCAGGCAGAGGCAGGCAACCCUGGGUGGGCAUGACUGCAGGACCUCCAAAGCUGUAGGGACACCCCAGUCCAAGCAUAAGGGAAUUACAGCUAGUCAGAGAGGAGGCCCACCACUCGGAGCGGCCUCAGCAGCAAGUAUUAAGCCCAAGCUGAAUGGAUCCCAACCUCCUCAGACCCCCACUCGCUCCUCUCUUAUGGGCCUUCCCCCUACUUCUGCUUCUAGACUACCACGCAAGACCCAGGGGCCGUCCAGGAGCCUCGCUGAGGCCAAUGUUCACGUUUCUGGAGGAACUGCAAAUAAACAAACCCCAUUCAAAUCUGUUGUGCUGAAAGCCAGGCUCAUCUCAACAACCGGGAAAAACACGGGAAAAACUUUGACCACAGCAUGCAGGCCUGCUGCCUCCCCCAGCAAAGGAGCUUCAAGUUCUACAGUCAGUCCUCCGAAAAGGACUGCCCCUGCGAGAUUUGUUCGUCUCACUUCAGGUGGGCCCGUGGACAAGAACAAACCCAAGGCCAGCUCCCGCCAGCAGCACCCUCAGCAGCACCUGUCCCAACCAAACCAGAGUCAUGGACCUCCAGAUGUGGUGCCACCGAGUGUCGCCAAGGCAGAAAAGAAGGACCAGAACAGCCAGCAGCUAACAGGACUUCUCACAGCCAGUAACUGCAGAUUUGAGGCACUCACAAUCGUCUUGCAGCAAACUUUGACUAAGCGCGAUGAGGCCACUCAGCGGAGCAGGGAGCUGUCGCAGGAGCUGGUCAACCUUCGAGGAGAUCUGGUUGGCUCCGUCCGUUCGUCCGAGCGUUUGGAGAAGGAGAAGGAGGACUUGCGAGUCUCUCUGGAGGAAGCGCUGCAGAAAGUGCAGGAGCAGCACCGGAGGGACGUGGCCGAGCUGGAGCAGCGGCUCCAGGCCUUCUACCAGGCCGAGUGGGACAAGGUCCACCUCACCUACCAGGAGGAGGCGGACAAGUGCAAGACCCUCAUGCAGCAGCAGAUGGGAGAGCUUAAAGCCAACCAUGAAGCCAUGAAGCUGGAGCUGCAGAGCAGCCACGCAGAGCAGCUGCAGUGUGUCAAACAGCAGCAUGACAUGUCACUGGAAGAACUCAGGAACGUUCACAAUCAGGAGCUGCAGUCUUUGGACAAAUCGUUGAAAGAUGCAGAAUUUUCUCUAUUCGGACAGAUUGACGAGCUGACUGUAGAGAAUAAAGCCCUGAUGGAGAAGCUAACGGCAGAGGAGACGAAGAGGAAGGCGCUGGCUGAAAAGAGUCGGGCGUCCCUGCAGAAGGACCCCCACACCCUAUACCUGGAGCAGGAGCUGGAGAGCCUCAAGGUGGUGCUGGAUAUCAAAAACAAGCAGCUCCACCAGCAGGAGAAGAAGCUGAUGGAGAUCAACAAACUGACGGAGAAGAAUGUGAAGUUGGAUGAGAACCUCAAGAAGGUCCAGCAGGAGAAUGAGGAUCUCAAAGCUCGCAUGGAACGACACGCUGCGCUGUCAAGACAGCUGUCCACAGAGCAGACCGUGCUGCAGGAGUCUCUCCACAAGGAGUCCAAGGUGAACAAGCGUUUGUCCAUGGAGAACGAGGAGCUGCUGUGGAAGCUCCACAACGGAGACCUGAGCAGCCCCCGCAAGGUGUCGCCCACCUCCACCUCCCCCUCCCACUCCUUCAGCCUCCAGUCACCACGCGGCUCGGCCUUCUUCCCCAGCCCCCCCCCUGUCUCGCCCAGAUAACGAUGGGCCCCUGCUUCCAGGAAGCAGAGACCGCCGCGUGCGAGUUGUCCCUCUCGAAUAUAUGGAGCCGCGUUUUGUUUCCUGGUCGCUUUGCAACGCAACAGCCUGAGCUUGGCUCCUUCAGGACUGGAUGAACUCUUGACACUUUCGUCAAAAAAUAUAGGUUGCACAGAAGCACUUAAUAAGCGAGGCCACCUUGUUCUUCACCUCUCACAUCUGAAACUAUGGAUGAGGGAAAAGUAAAUCUCAGGACUUCUAUGUAAGGAAACACUAUUUCUGUCACUUGGCUUGUCGUUUCUGAAGCUCACAUACAGAACGUGCAGUAAAAAUAAAAAACAUACACCUGUGCAGAUGCAGCCCUGCGCUGUGAGAGUGAGCUUGUGUGUCCACAGCUAUGGACUCAGAAUAAUACUAUAUCCCUCCUCAGGGUGUAUUUUAAUCUUCAACACAUAUUAGAGUCGCUUCUGUUAGAUUCCUGCACCAUUUCUCCGAGCUAACUGCUCAAGGGGCAACAGGCAACCUGUCGUAUCACUAACGGAGUCAGUUCACCAGUUCUGCACAUGCCUCUCUCUUAACAGAGGAAUGUUCACACACACAUGGAGGUUGUUCCGCCCACAGUAUUCAUGGGCUUGUUCAGAAUUUUCAGAAGGUCAUAUUCAUUAAUAAAGCUCGAGAUUUGUCUGUAUCAACAGUUUGGCUACCGUCUCUGGCCCCAAACAUGUUUUUGUUUGUUUGUUUGUUUAUUUGAUCGACGAAGGGACCAGUCACAGUCGUUGUCUUUGAGUCGUGUGACUCCACCCUCACUGAAGCCUCCUUCUAACACAGCUUUAAAUCCAGCCUCUUUGCAGUGAGCCAACCAGAAGAAGCCUUGCUUGUACAUGUCAGAUACACUGCAUCUUGGAAAUGUCUAAAAAAAAAAGUAUUUUGUGUGGAAUUUAUGUUAUUGGUUUGUUGACCCUGUUUGAAAUAUGCAAUUAAUAAAGGUCUUGUAUUUAACCUGAA